Achroia grisella is the source of this 1800-nucleotide messenger RNA. RefSeq names its product cytochrome P450 CYP12A2-like. The record is from RefSeq and is a predicted model, not a curated record. Gene Ontology annotation, molecular function: oxidoreductase activity, acting on paired donors, with incorporation or reduction of molecular oxygen; monooxygenase activity; heme binding. NCBI's taxonomy places the organism in Eukaryota, Metazoa, Arthropoda, Insecta, Lepidoptera, Pyralidae. Bases 43 to 1572 code for a protein of 509 amino acids. The transcript has 10 exons.
GCGACGAAGCAGUCUAGUACAUACUUCUCCAUAACUAACAAUAUGCAAACAACAAAAUUACGCCCAGUGCUGCAAUUGGCAUUCGUCAACAAAAAUUUUACCAGGAAUAUAGCUAUAAAUAAUGCGGGAAUAAAAGAAGCUGAGGAACCUGUACAACAGGGUAAACCAUGGCGGGAAAUACCGGGACCUUCAUCAUUACCAAUCAUUGGCCAACUCCAUCAUAUACUACCCGGAGGGGAUUUUUACAACUUGACAUCGAUGGAUUUUGUUCUAAAAAUGCAGAAAUUAUAUGGCCCUAUAUCUCGUUUUGAAACUCCACUCGGUGCUCCGCCUCUCAUAAUUUUUUUCGACCCCGAAAGUUGCGCACAAAUCCUUCGCGGAGAAAACUGGUUACCAGAAAGACCAGGAUUUUUGUCACUACAAUAUUACAGGAACUCUUACCGGAAAAAUAAGACUGAAUUUGCUGGACUUUUGACUGAUCACGGUGAAAAGUGGAAGAAGUUUAGAUCUUCGGUGAACCCUGCUUUGCUCCAGCCAAAAACCAUAAAACUUUAUAGUGAGAUCCUUGAUGAAGUUGCACAAGAUAUGGUCGCCAGACUGAAAUCAAUUCGUGAUGAUAACAAUAUGAUCAAAAGUAAAUUAGACGUCGAAAUGAAUCUGUGGUCGUUAGAGUCCAUUGGUGUCGUGGCGCUGGGAGAUCGCCUUAACUGUUUAGAUCCAAAUUUACCUGAAGGUUCCCCAGCGAGGAAGCUCAUAAAGGUUAUUCACGAUUUCUUCACAGUAUCGGAAGCAUUAGACUUUAAGCCAAGUCUAUGGAGAUAUAUUUCGACUCCUAUGUUCAAGAGAGCAAUGAAAGUAUAUGAAGAUCAAGAAAAUUUAACAAAAUACUUUGUCGAUGAGACACUAAAAAAGCUUAAAACGAAGAGUACUAACACUGAUGAAGAAAGAGGAGUUCUUGAAAAACUACUUGAAAUAGAUGAAACUGUUGCACAUAUUAUGGCAUCUGACAUGUUAUUUGCUGGUGUAGAUACGACCUCUAAUACACUAUUGUUGACGCUUUAUUUACUUGCCGCAAAUCCCGAAAAACAGGAGAAAUUGAGAGAACAGAUUUUGUCGAACGAGGUGAAAAGACCAUAUUUAAAAGCUUGCAUCAAGGAGUCUAUGAGGGUAAUGCCCAUCGUAUCUGGAAAUUUACGAAGGACGACUAAGGAACAUAAUGUAAUGGGAUUUAACAUACCUAAAGAAAUGUUUGUCGUAUUCUUUCAUGAAAUUAUGUCAAGGAUGGAGGAGAAUUACCCCAGACCUAACGAAUAUAUCCCAGAAAGGUGGCUUGUAGGAAAAGAUGAUCCCUUAUAUUAUGGAAACACACAUCCAUUCGUUACUAGUCCAUUCGGUUUUGGGGCCCGCAGCUGUAUAGGUCGUCGCAUCGCCGAGUUAGAGAUAGAGACUAUGAUUGCAAGAUUGUUACAAAACUUUAAAAUCGAAUGGAUCGGCGAACCGCUGACUUUAAAGAGAACAACAUCCAUAACCUACGCUGCAGAACCAUUCAAUUUUGUUUUUAAAGAUCUUUAAUUAUUUUAUCAGUCAAAUAGUAAAAGAAAGUUUGUAAGUCACUUAUUCAGUAGAAAUAUUAAAAAGUAAGCUACUAUUAAUACAUAACGUAUAAGUUAAUUAAAGAUGUGCCCCAGUACACAUAUAAUAAUUUAAAAACAAGAGGAUUUUAAUACAUUUCGUAUUUCAGAAAAAUUUGGUAAUUUCCGUAUUUUUAUUUUACUUUGGCCUUCUUUUCUAUUUUAUAAU